Molecule: messenger RNA, 1801 nt
Organism: Tripterygium wilfordii
Lineage: Eukaryota; Viridiplantae; Streptophyta; Magnoliopsida; Celastrales; Celastraceae
Product: 3-hydroxyisobutyryl-CoA hydrolase-like protein 5
Exons: 16
Coding region: 188-1387 (399 amino acids)
Biological process (GO): L-valine catabolic process
Molecular function (GO): 3-hydroxyisobutyryl-CoA hydrolase activity
Source: RefSeq, a predicted model, not a curated record
UUACCAACCAGACAACCCCGGGAACUGAUUUUCCAUUACCGGUCUUCAUAAGACACCCACCUUGUCUUCAUACUUUCUAUUCAACUUACAUAUAAGUUGUUCCUUUCCUUUCAAUUUUGUUUGAAUCCACGGCAUUUCGUCAUUGUUGAUAAUUGGCUGAGGAUCGAUUUACUUGUUUAUCAAUACAAUGGCUCAAGAAGUUGUGGACCCGGAAGAGCAGGUGGUUCUUGGGGAAGAAAUAGACCAUGUGAGGAUAAUUACUUUGAACCGGUCUCGUCAACUGAAUGUGCUCAAUUCAAAAGUGGUUUAUCUACUAGCUGAAUACUUGGAAAAAUGGGAGAGGGAUGACAAAUCUAAGCUUAUAUUAAUUAAAGGGGCUGGCCGAGCUUUUUCUGCUGGAGGGGAUUUGAAAAUGUUCUAUGAUGGAAAACCGAUAAAGGAUUCUUGCCUUGAAGUGGUCUACAGAACUUAUUGGCUAUGCUAUCACAUCCAUACAUACAAGAAAACCCAGGUCGCCCUGGUUAAUGGAAUUGCAAUGGGAGGAGGAGCGUCCUUGAUGACUCCAAUGAAAUUUUCAGUUGUCACUGAGAAAACUGUUUUUGCAACUCCAGAAGCAAGUAUCGGGUUUCAUGUUGAUUGUGGCUUUUCAUACAUUCUUUCCCAUCUACCUGGUCAUUUGGGGGAAUACUUAGCCUUAACUGGGUCAAGGCUUAAUGGGAAAGAACUGGUUGCAGCUGGACUGGCAACCCAUUUUGUCCCUUCUGAGAAAAUGGGAGAGCUAGAGAAGCAUCUGAUUAAAUUGAACUCUGGUGAUGAGAAUGCUGUGAAAUCCACAAUCGAAGACUUCUCUCCUGGAGUUCAGCUUGAUGAAGACAGUGUUCUCAACAAGAAGUUGAUCAUUGACGAGUGUUUUUCCAAGGAGACCAUGGAGGAUAUCAUCAAAUCACUUGAUACCAAGGCAAGGAAAGAAGGAAAUGAAUGGAUAGUACCAGUCCUUAAGGGGUUGACAAGAUCAUCUCCUACGGCACUGAAAAUUACGCUAAGAUCGAUUCGUGAUGGAAGGAAGCAAACACUGGCUGAAAGUCUGAAGAAAGAAUUCAGGGUAACAAUGAACAUAUUACGAACCACAGUAUCAACGGAUGUCUAUGAGGGUAUUAGAGCACUCACUAUUGAUAAGGAUACUGCUCCUAAGUGGGAUCCGCCAAGUUUCGAGCAAGCGGAAGAGGGAAAGCUGGAGUUGGUAUUUCAGGCAUUUGGAGGGGACCUGGAGCUCCAGAUACCAGAAAAAGAGGAAUGCAGGUGGGAUGGUAAGUAUGAGUACUCCCCUUAUGCAACGAAGGUGACAGAUGAAGAGAAGAAAACUCGUCAGGCUGCUUCUUUGUUAUGAACCUGAACCUGAACCUGAACCUGGUAGCUCUACACAGCAGUCAUGUGCUUCAGCUCGCUUCUGUUUGCUCGGUUUUUCCUACGUGUAUUAAUCGAUGAUACGAUUAUUGACAAGGUGUACACAAGGAAAGGAGCUGCACAACAUGGCAAGACAGGUGGCUGAGGCGGAUUGAUCCAGUUGUUGCUUUAGUAUUAGUGUCUUUUACUCAUUUUGUCUUUUCUUGCUUAGGGUUUCGCUGUCUAGGUAUUUAAUGUAAGGUUUGUAAUAGGAGGCGGCAGACUACAUUUUGUAAGGACUCAUUGGGAGGCCCUAACUCCUCGAAAGUUAGGUUGUUGGUUCUCUGUUUUAUCCAUUAUCGCUGCUACUCGUUAUCUGCUUUCCAUCAAUACAAGAAGUAGUUCAUCUUCUUGACCA